This is a messenger RNA of Orbicella faveolata, 3035 nucleotides long. RefSeq names its product homeobox protein Nkx-2.3-like. Gene Ontology annotation, biological process: cell differentiation; regulation of transcription by RNA polymerase II. Lineage: Eukaryota; Metazoa; Cnidaria; Anthozoa; Scleractinia; Merulinidae. Gene Ontology annotation, cellular component: nucleus. The record is from RefSeq and is a predicted model, not a curated record. Gene Ontology annotation, molecular function: DNA-binding transcription factor activity, RNA polymerase II-specific; RNA polymerase II cis-regulatory region sequence-specific DNA binding.
AACACCCUAUGAAUUACCGGGGAGGUACUUGCGGCGAAAUUGAUUUUGAAAUGAACACGCGCUUCAGAAAUUGAAAAGUAUAAAAUUGAAAUUGAAACAUAUGAUCAAAGUACGACAAGAAAGAACGCUCAAAAAACCAAGUGACUGAAGCAGUUUUUCUUUCGGCAGAGAAUUUCCUAAGUGUAUUCAAGCAGGUCAAAAAGCGGCAUAAAAGCAGCAAACAUGAUUUGAACUCCGCGAACCACCAAAAUAAUCGCAUUAGUUAACAGAAGUUGAUGGCUGUCACGAGCUACACGCUAAUGAUGUCGAUUUCAGAUCCUUGAAAGCAAUCCACACUCAAGUAAAAACCUUUUAAAUGCCUCAAUAUUGUCAUUUCAAUUGCCUGUGUUCUUUUCAAAGCACUUCCUUCUCUUUAAGUUUCCGUUGAGAGGUAAAACGAGAUCGGAAUAAAAAAUCUGCUCUGGCUAGCCUUUGUAUGGAAAUGUCCUAAAGUGCAAGUAAACGUUGUCAACAAAAGAUUCGCAGCAGAUGGCGCGUUCUCUUUUGUUCAAACGUCAAUCACUGCAAUCAUUAAGCGACAUUACCUGACAAUAGUAAAAUAAUAAACGAAUUAACACGUAUGCAGAAUCGCCACAAUGAUUGGCAUGAGGUGAGAAGUCAUUAUCGACUAAAUAGCCCUCCACAAGCAGACCCACAAAACAAAACUGUUAGUGCCACCCAUCUAGCUCAUUCCCCAAGCUAGCCGUCAGUCAUGUGCUUUUUUCUUUUGGUCAGUUUUCGUGUUUAAAAAUAUAUUCCCUUUGAGAAAAAAUCACAACAGAGACUAAUGUCGUACAUUUCAAAGAAAAUUGUCCAAAGUGUUUUGCAUAACAACUCCCGAAGAUCGUUUUUAAAAAAAUUGCGCUGCUCAGUUGCAAAAGGUUUUUAUCAGCCCUGAUGAAAACUUACACCAAGAGAGGUUAACCUACAUGAACUUUUACUCUGUUAUCUGUAUAAACAAGCAGUGUUUUGAAAUGUUCCUUGUAAUUUGCACCCACUCUUGAUGUUUCGAUCACACAUCUUGAUGCUUCCUUCACUCGGAAGACCCCAAUCCUUGCGUAAUUGAGAGGCCGUAUGUUCUUAAUUGCAUUGUGUCAACGCUCUUUAAAAAACGUCAACAAUCUACGUAAAUGAAGCAAGUAGCCAAUAAGAAGGCCUGAUUAGCCUGCUUUUCUCAUCAACAAGCACUAGGCGAUACGCAGACUUCGACCAAUCGGCGAUUAAUGUUCAAUUUUGAUUUCUUAUCGCUGAAUAAUGAUAUUGUAAAAAUUCCUGUAGGUCUCCAAGAGCUGUUUUUAGGGUUCACAUCUACGGGUGGUAUCCUAUUUCUGUUUCGGCCAGCAGCGUGUGGCCUUUUCGGUAACACUGCAAUCAUCUCUUCUUAAACGUUGUUGCGUGCCCAGAUUUAGAGCAUAACAACAUGAACGAAGCCAUCAGAACGCCAGUUACACCGUUCUCGAUAACCGAUAUUUUGAAUCGUCACGACGUCCCACAGCAGAAUAACAGCAGUCUUGGCACUUGGAGUCAGCACCCUGCCCAUACUCAUCCCGUUUCACCGACUUAUUUGCCUUUGCCUACAUACUUUCAAGGCGCGUUCCCAAUCCAUCAACUCGGCUGUUACAAGACAUACAGCGCCUCCCAAGUUUCCACGGCAUUGCCCUCACUUUGUGGAGAACGAAAACCUGAGGAGAACGCAGAGCGAGAAGAGGGAAUAGCGAAAGUUCACAAAAACCAGGAAAGAGAUGUAAACCACACCUCGACUUCGAGCCCACAACAACAGACGAAACCAAGGAAGAAGCGAUCGAGAGCAGCCUUCUCUCACGCUCAAGUCUUCGAAUUAGAAAGAAGGUUCAGCCAUCAAAAAUAUUUAUCGGGACCUGAGAGAGCAGAGCUCGCUGCCGCUUUAAAAUUGACCGAGACACAGGUCAAAAUAUGGUUUCAGAACAGAAGAUACAAAACAAAACGCCGCCAGCUUGCAUCAGAGAUUUGCCCUCCGAGCACGGCCAAGAAAGUCGCGGUUCGAGUUUUGGUUCGGGAUGAUCACAAACAGUAUGAAGACAUAGGAUUAUCAGCUCUGUCAAUGGCGCCAUUCGGCACUCAAAGCUUCGCUCCCCCUUGCGGUUUUUACUACAGAUGAAUCCAAAAUUACUAAAUCACGUCCCAAAUACAACAACAAACAGACCCUUCACAUCAAACGCGCGAACACGAAAGAACAGUGACAUUUAAAGAGAAGCGUACAAACAAUUUAAUCGCUGCCGUUCUCGACUGCCAGUUUGCAACAGAGUUCCGCUUGAACUCCCGAGUAUCGCGACAUGGAAAAAAGCACACUAGUGCAGAAGAUUAGCAGAGGAUAACGUUGUAACUCCGAGCUGCGGAAGUAUAUCACUUGUGUCCGGUGAAUUACGUGGAGUGGCCAACUCUCUUAAAGUUUACUCACAUCAUCGAAAACAGAUUGCGCGAGUGUUAGACUCUUAAUUACCUUUAAUCCAAGAUUAAGAUUACCAAGUGUGUAUGAUAGUGUACAGAUUGAGCGAGGGAUCGAGAAACAUUCCCUGAGGAAGAAUCAAUUAUCAGCCUUAAGUUAACACAACAAUAAUGAGUAGAUAUCGAAAGGAAAUAGGUAUUGCCUUUUAAUUCUAUACUUAGAUUAGUUACAAAAAUCAACCGCAAACGGAACUACGCGACUUUGAUUUUAGCAAGUAUAACUUUAGCGAACGAUCAAGUCAGUAAUAUUUUAUUUAGCUUUCAAACUCGGAAAUGGCGAAGGAAGGCACGUAUCUCGCUUAGUGAACACAUGAAGACAAGCAUGACACGGAGGUAACCUAAAUAAAUACACAUCCCUACACGAACAGUCACGUUGAUUAUUCCUUUCAUGAAUUCCUUCGCUUGGAAAGCUUUCAAAUGCUAUGCUGCGACUAGCUAAAUCAGGGUCAGUAAUUUAAAUAGAAUCACGACUUUAUUCAGAUCAAAUAAAAAGCAUAAAAAGGUCCGGGUGA